Molecule: messenger RNA, 519 nt
Organism: Lepus europaeus (European hare)
Lineage: Eukaryota; Metazoa; Chordata; Mammalia; Lagomorpha; Leporidae
Gene: TMEM92
Product: transmembrane protein 92
Exons: 5
Coding region: 1-480 (159 amino acids)
Cellular component (GO): nucleoplasm
Source: RefSeq, a predicted model, not a curated record
AUGUCGGACGCCCGGGUCCCCCGCCUCGCGCCCACCUUGCUGCUUAGUCUGCUGGCUGGCCUCCAGCAGGUGAGCGCCUCGGAGGGUGUCUUCCUCACCUGCCCCGAGGGGUUGAAAUGCUGUGGGAAGAGCUGCUGCCAGGAAAACGAGUUCUUCUCUGGCCCCUUGAGGAUCUUCGUCAUCAUCUUCCUGGUCAUCCUGCCCGUCUUGUGCAUCUGUGGCCUGGCCAAGCGCUUCUGUCGCAACUGCAGAGAGCCAGAGCAGGAUCCCGCGCCGGACCGCCAGGGGCCCCCGGAAGUGCCCCCCGUGGCUUUCCCGGAGAGAGUCUGGGUGUCUGCCUGUGAUCCCCCACCCCCCUACAGCGAGAUCAUCCUGAAGCCUGCCCUGGGCCCGACCCCCUCGGAGCCGCCGCCACCCUACAGCCUCCUGCCCGAAGACCACGCUGAGAUGCCGGCGGGCACUGACAACCCAGCCUUCUGAGCCACCUCCUCCCCGCGCCUCCCAGAGCAACUCAGAGAC